UCGACUGAGAGUAUUCCAUUUGGCUAGCGGCAUUGAUAUGGACGGCUUGUAUCGCAGGCAGACCCAUCUCGCCAGAGGUGGGCAGAUGGCAAGGAUACUUGCAGAACUGAUGUUGCUGCUGCUGACAAUGGUGCCGCAAGCCGCGGGAUCGACACCUGAAGUGGGCACUGGCCUUUACGAGGUGCGCCACCUGGUGGCGCAGCCCGACUUCCGCGAAGUGCGCCUGCGCUGGGAGACUGACGGCGGAGCUCCAGAGUCGCUCGGCUUCCUCGUGCACUACUGCGAGCUGCAGCCGUGGGGCGCACACCGGUGUAAGGUCAAGGCGGUGGACGGCGGCGGCGGCCGGGAGGCGCGGCUCUUCUCCUCGGUGGUGACCGGCCUCCGCAUGGACACCAACUACACGUUCGAGGUGCGGCCCGCCGCUCCGCAGGGGGCCGCCGCCAAGGCGCGCGGCCAGACCAUCGCCGUCGCCACCAGAGGCUUCUCGGCGCGCGCGACGCUGUGCCUGCCCGAGGCGAGCGAGGUGGAGGUGGUGACGGGCCCGCACUUCGGCGGCCGCGUCGCGGCGGAGGGCGCCGCCGGGACUCGCUGCUCGCUGGACGGCGACGCCCGCAGCGCGCGCGCCGUCUACGUGCUGCGCGUGGACCACGCGGCGUGCGGCGGCGCGCGCAACGCCACCGCCGUCACCACCUACGUCACCGUGCAGGAGAGCGCCGCCAUUCUGACGCACUCGACGCGCCGCUUCCUCGUCAUCUGCUCCUUCCAGCCGGACACGCUCACCGUCAGGGCCGGGAUACGGCUACCAGUGCGAGAUAACGAGGUGGACAACGAGGUGGAGGCGUCUGGAGCCGCUGGAGACGGCGUGGCCGACGAGGGCGCCGAGGUGGCCCGCGUGCGCUCCGCCAUCUUGCCGUACGCGGACGCAGACGUCGACGCCGCGCUGGACGCGGGGAGUGGCGUGCGCGCCGCGAGGCUGCUGCACCACCGGCACGUCGUUGACGACCUGGACAUCGACGCCAGGGCUUCUGGACACUCCAACUGGCAGCUGACUCUGAUGCUGGUGCUCACCUCUGCUGGGCUGGUGGGCUGCGCUCUGUCAGCCUGGUGGUUCUCCCCGUCGAACUGCCGCCGUCCACCUGAACUGGCUGAUGACGGUUCAUCGCUGUCAGCGUACGAGAACUUGACCAACUCUCUGCGAGACACGGCGUCUGUGAGCAGCGCCUCCACCGGCUCUGGCGGGCGCUGCGCGGCCUCGGAAUGCGACGCGGACGGCGUCAUCACCAUCCGGCUGGGUGCCGACCCAGACCAGCCGCACGCCGACGCCGCCUCCAUUGCUUCCGCUGGCUGCCACUGUGUCCACGGCGGCGCCACUGCCGCGGCCGCUUCCGCUCCGCCUCACGAGCCCUGUAUUACUCUGGAGGACGCUUCCCAGUCCGAAGCCUGAUGCAAUCCGCUGCAGCAGACAUGUAUUUCCCAACGGGGAACCACCUUCCGCACCGAGUAUUGGAGUAGGGGCAAAAUAAUUCCGGCUAAUCGCAGCGAAAACCCUAAACGAACCAAAUCAAAAUAAACUCCACCAUCACAUUUUAUCUGUUCGGUGACACUUUACGAGGAGCAAAUGCAAGGAUCUCUACCUAAACAAGAUGUUCAGCGCCAGACACCCAAGCCUUCCGGCCAACCACGACGUUUUUCUUUUUGCCUCCUGACUACAACCUUGGGGCCACGAGUGUAACCAGAAUGCAAGACACAAUUCUUUACGAUUCUGUCUUCACAUGCACUUACUGCACCAGAUAUUCCAGAUUUCUGGUGUACCAUAAAAUUAACUGUUUCGAAACCAGUGCAAGAAACGGUCACAAAUUGCAGUACGUUACAAGUAAAACUCCAUUUGCAGGCAGCACGUCAGUUUUUUUUAUUUUAUUUAUUCACUCGCACGCAUUUCGCCCUUUCUUAACAAGGCAUUCCUAGUGUGUGUGCCCUGGAAUAUUAUGUUGCCUUUUCGUUGUCGCAUAUCGGUUAUAGCUUGAAAAACACUUAACGAAAGGUUUUAUGUAGUAAAUUGAAAAGGUAUUGACAGUAAAGCGUCUGAUUUCUUAACUGAAAACCAUACAGCUUUCCAUCUUGUGAAAAAACGUUUGAAAGCUUCUACGUUUUCGUGCAAUCCCUGUGUUUUCCUAAUACAACAUUUUAACUGUCAUUUUCGGUGUCCAGCGUCUCAUUUGCUUUUAUGCAAGCUGCCAGCUUCCUCUUUUUUGAUUGUAUGUGUGUUGAUCUAAGUUGGAAACAUCUAACCCUUACAAGGAAGUCGCAUUGUAUACAUCGAAAAUGUCUGUUGAAGUCUCAUAUUACGAAACCAUAGUGACUACACGAAAAAUGGAGGCUUUCAACCGUUUUACACAUGAAGGACAGAUGCACGGUUCCCAAAGAAGAAAUUAGUCGCUUUACUGUAAGUGUCCUUCCAUUUUACCAUAUAAACCUUCCAUUAACCGUUUUUUAAAUCUAUGACCAAAACGGAACAACAGAAACAUCAUGUAAUAUUGCAGGACACCCACUAAAGACGCCUUGUUAAAAAAAAAAGUGAAACGCGUCUAGGCGCAUGAAUUAAAUAAAAAAUUCAAAAAAUUUAUAUGCAGCGUGCAAAAGACUUUUUUCUUGUAAAGUACUGCAAUUUACAUACAGCUUCUGCGAAGUGCAAGGUUAUACAAAGUGAUAUACACUCUUUCAAAUGAUUGUAAAAAGCUUUAUAUUGAGCCAAGAUAUUACACGAUUGUUCAGGAAGUUUUUCAUAUCAUAUCCACAAAUAUUCAAUCUGUGAACCGCUAGCCAUACGGCACACGCUCAGUCUAUAGUGCAAUUCGACUCAUACUCGCCCCAAAGUGUCCGAAUCAGUGUCAGUCACAGCUGCCCUGAUACAUCCUACAUCCACAUUGUUCGGCUGUGGAGAUGUGAAAAUAGUUUCUCUGUUGUAAUCGCACUUGGAAGAAUGACACGGUGUCAGAUCGCAAGAACGCGGGGGGGCCAUGCAAGCAACUGGAAAUGCAAGAUCAUGCACGACCAUCGUCGUGGUUGCUCAGUAUCCGACAACCCGUGUAUAUAGUUCUGGGCGUGCGGUGAAGUAACAUCUUAUUGAAAAAUUAAAGCAUAAUUGUCCUCCUGUAAUUGCGGCAUGAACCACGCAAAAUCCUUCUUUAGUCCGGCAGCCAUGUUACCGGAGAUCGCCGUAACAAAAAAAGUCUCAGGUUCUUUUACCAUACAUAUAAUCAUUUAAUUCCUUACAUAAAUACAAACAUUUUUUACAAUCACUUGAAGUGUCUAGAUCAUUUUGACUAACUCUUUAUCGCCACCACAAGAAACUUGAAACGAUCACUGAUAGCCUGAUAAAAAAAAAUCGAUUCUUCUUUAUUUUCACUUAACUUUCACCCUUUCAUUCCGUAGUUGUGCAAAGCAGCGUCAUGAGAUGCCGCAAAAGUCGACAAAUUUGAUACUUUAUUAAUUGAAACUUUAAAAGUAUGUAUUACUCAUAAAGUGAAGUGUCCCAAAUAGUGCAGAUGCGCGUUGACCGAACUUGAUAUCCUUUGCUUAGACACACCACUGAUAAUAAAAAUUACAAAUGAACUACAAAAGUCCUCUUUAGGAGUAUACUGAUAUUAAGAUGAGCUAAUGCACGUAUUUCUCAGUCCAAAACAAAGUAAAUUUUUUUGUCUUUUUUAAACAGGCCUACUUCAUACCUGAAUGUUGCCAUUCAGUAUCCAGAAAACAAGCACUGCAAAUAUGACAACGUAUUUCUCUCAAUAGGACAUAAAAUUGUCAGUUUGCUGCAGGUUAUACGCAGUAAAGAUACGGAACACACCAAGUAUUUCACUUACCUUUUGCUGGAACAAGACCACAAGAAAAGUUGAAAAUACUUGGUCUAUAUGAAGAAUGAAUAAUCGUGGUUGUAGAAGAAUCGUCCAGUUAAAUGUUGCAGUACUGUGUUGAUCUGAUAGAGCCCUGAUUCAAACAGUUUUACAGUCAGUGAAAUAACAUUUAUUGACUUUUUUUCUUUUUUUUAUUCGUCUUGGAUUUGCUGAAUCACACUGCCAAGUGCUUGAUAGAAAUAUACAGAGAAAUCAUCAUAUAAAUUAUUUAAACAAUGAUUUAAAUUAUUUUAAAAUGUCGUAAUAGAUUCAACACUUAUAGCCAAGGAAUCUUGAUACAUUAACUAUAGCCAACAAAGAAUCCAAUAAAGAAAACUAACCAGAAAUUGAGAAGCAUAUAAUUGGAGAUUAGAGUGAUAUGAAAACACAAAGAGCAGCAAAUUUAAUAAAAACUCGUCACUAUUUCGUAUAAAAUAAAAAAGUGUAUUUAUAUAUCUGAGGAUCUGCAAGAUACAAUAAAACUGCAGCACUUGUUCGAAGUUUCGCCAACUUUUGCAGUGAGCGGUUUUGUUGGGCUCGGGCGGAACUGGAGGAAAACAGCAAAUGGUUUACAGAUCGUUCUUCUUUCUUCUGGCAGUCGCAUAAAGAGUUAUACUUUAUGCCUGAUCUUCGACCAUAGAUACUAGUAGACUGGCCUUGCUGUGCAGAAGCUAUACGGCUGGUGUGGCUCCAACAUAAACCACGUGACUGUUGGCAAAACGUGGCGGGAUUUCAAAUCAGCGGUCUGCCAUCCUAUGUUUGUAUCGGAUUUUCCUCACAUUUCUCAAUUGACUGCCAAACGCUUCCAACAAAAACUACUUUCUUAUUUGUGAAAAAUUAUGCCAGAACUACAUUUGACCUGGAUUUGUUCAAAGUACCAUUUAUAAAAUCUAACAAAUACAUCGAACGCCACUCUGGUGGGCAGUGGGACGAAAUUACUAUAAACUAUCAAUUAUAGUAAAAUGUCGUUAAAAUUCUUUUAAACAGUAAGAGUGGGCUCGUGUCAAAACUUUAAACAUUGUAUUCGCCACGUUUCGAGCUUUAGUCACUUAUAAAAGAA
Molecule: messenger RNA, 4953 nt
Organism: Schistocerca cancellata (South American locust)
Lineage: Eukaryota; Metazoa; Arthropoda; Insecta; Orthoptera; Acrididae
Exons: 9
Coding region: 38-1444 (468 amino acids)
Molecular function (GO): protein binding
Source: RefSeq, a predicted model, not a curated record